ACAAGUUAGUCCGGGCGAUCUAGCUCGUAUUCUGAUAACUAACUUGACUCGAAAUCUUGUCUUUUCUCGCUGUAACAAUGCAAGUCCGAGGUCUUCUUUAGGAAGUGCUUGUUCCCCGAAUCUGCUCCCGGGACUACACCCAAUUGCGCACAGCAAUCUAGAUAAAGAUUAUCUGGGCACCUACUGGCGGUCAAGGAUUGCUUCAGUUACUUUACAAUGUCUUUGAUCUCCGCUUUUCGCCCGCCCUCAGUGAGAGGCUCGUCCCUUCAUCGACGAACGUGGCAUAGGAGGAAGAAGAGUAGGCAGAUGGAGCCUGAACCACCAGCUGAGGAGCUAGAUCCAGAUGCCCAUUCGAUCAUAACCCCGUCCAAGCAUACCCCAAAACCUAUUCGCUUGCUGAAAGGCAGCGUAGCGGCUGGUGGGCCUCUACGUCCAUUUAGGCUGUUGAAACAGGAUAUUGUGAAUAUACGACGGCGGUGGGUGUCGGACUGGACUGUCUUCAAUCAAUUGAUCUUUGCCAGUGCCGUUUAUGUGUUCUUUACCAACCUGCUACCGGGAAUCACUUUCGCUAGUGAUCUAUAUGUCCUCACUGGAAAGAACUGGGGGACAAUAGAAGUUGUCUUCAGUACAGGGAUCUGCGGAAUUAUUUUCUCUUUAUUUUCUAUUCAGCCACUAACGAUAUUGGGUGUAACUGGCCCAUUCUCGGUUCUGGCCGAGAACAUAUACUCACUGUGCAAUGACUCGUUCAAGAUUCCUUUUCUUCCUUUUAUGGCGUGGUCACUCAUCCAUUCUGCUUGGCUGCAUUAUCUCCUCGCCAUAAUUAACGCCCACGACUGGACCAUGCGUUAUGUGACCACGUUCUCGACCGAAAUAUUUUCUCUUUUGAACAGUAUUAUUUAUUUCCACAAAGCCAUCCAGGAAUUACAAAGAGCGCAUGACAGCUUGUCAUUUGCGGCGUUUCUAUAUGCAGUGAUUGGCGCUGUUGGGACUAUGCUCCUUGCAAUCUUUCUCUCAACCGCGGAGAGCUGGAAACCCUUAUUUCACCGCUAUAUUCGUCUCGGCCUGACAGAAUAUGCUGCUGCUAUUUCUAUCAUAAUUUUCAUCGGUCUUCCUUACAUUGGGGAACUAAAGCAGCUGGACAAGAUGACUCUACAGGUCAGCACCUCGUUCAAGCCCACAUCCCCCGAACGGGAUAGAUUUUUCGUCGAAUUUUGGAAAUUACCGGUGGCAUGGAUCUUUGGUGCUCUUAUACCUGGGCUUAUCAUCACGGUACUCUUCUUCUUCGACCAUGAGGUCAGUUCCAUAAUAUGUACCAUCGACCGGUAUGGCACCCGAAAGCCAGGCGGGUUCGCUUGGGAUAUUGUCUUACUAGGCACAACAACGGCUAUGUGUGGUAUUCUUGGAAUACCGCCAGCAAAUGGCUUGUUACCUCAGGCUCCUCUCCAUUCAGAGUCCUUGAUGCACGCAGAACGGGAACAGGUCACAGUCAUUGUUGACGGAGAGGAAAAAGUCGAAAAUCGAGAAGUACGACGAGUCUAUGAGCAAAGAUGGUCGUCUUUUUUACAUGCUGGAGGCGUUCUUCUCUUCGUCAGUCCGCCAUUUAUGCAUGUCCUAGGAUUGACACCCACAAGUGUGCUAGCUGGAUUGUUCAUGUUUAUGGGAGAGCAAAGCUUAUCCGUCAACCCAAUUCUAUACCGAACAUUCUAUCUACUCACACCACCCUCUGAGCUCCCUGCACUUCCACCCGCCCUCGGGUCUACAUCACACUCAGAUUCAUCCUCUGAGUCCUCGCCGGCUAAAAGGCCCUCUUACCUACCCAUUCACAUCUACACGAUCCUGCAGAUCAUCCUCACAGUAGUGAUAUUCAUCGUCACGCUGACGCGCGGCGCUCCUGUUUUCCCAGUCCUCAUCAUAGCCCUUGUCCCAUUCCGCCUCCUAAUCAUGAAACGGUGGUGGAACCGGGAGGUUCUCCGCUUUGUCGACGCCUGGGCCUGUCGCGAGGGAACACCUGAAGACGACGAAGAUGCCGAGAGACGAGCCGCUGAGGAAACGGAAGAGAGGGGCGAUAACAACCGACGUGGUAGUGAUAGCGGUGCCGAACGAGGUCUUUGGGAUUCCAAUCCUGUCGACGAAACUCAAAGCGAGAGACCUCAUCCAGUUCAAGAUUAUGAGCAUGAUAUGCGUGAAACGGCUGAUGUUAGUGAUGAAUGGAUCGAGCUGGGAAUUCGAGUCCCCAAAAAUGAUGGGACUGGAACCAGCGCGAAGUUAUCACCUGUUAUUGGCAGCCAGAAGGAUUGACUACAUAUUUACUUAUGGAGAUCUCAUGUUCUUAUGUGUAUAUAAGCAUAGAAUUUGCCGGCUAUGUGUACAGUUGUGUGUGAGCAGAUCAAUAUACCCAACGGGUGAUAACUUUGUAUAAUCAUUGAUGUAACAUUGACAUUGCCCCUCAGGAAGAAUCGCUAGUCUUCUGGAGGGUCAAGUGUAAACGGUCCAUCGAGUUAAUUAGUGGUGACAGGCUUCGCUUGCUUUCAUCUAGAGUACCAGGCCAUGUGUAACAACAUAUGAG
Messenger RNA from Paecilomyces variotii, 2566 nucleotides. Its product is annotated as HCO3 transporter family protein. Gene Ontology annotation, cellular component: plasma membrane; fungal-type vacuole. The record is from RefSeq and is a predicted model, not a curated record. The coding region runs from base 217 to 2298 and encodes 693 amino acids. Lineage: Eukaryota; Fungi; Ascomycota; Eurotiomycetes; Eurotiales; Thermoascaceae. The transcript has 4 exons. Gene Ontology annotation, biological process: monoatomic ion homeostasis; transmembrane transport; monoatomic anion transport. Gene Ontology annotation, molecular function: borate efflux transmembrane transporter activity; solute:inorganic anion antiporter activity.